Symbiodinium necroappetens is the source of this 470-nucleotide messenger RNA. The record is from the annotation of a GenBank genome assembly. Lineage: Eukaryota; Dinophyceae; Suessiales; Symbiodiniaceae.
AUGGCGCCGCUGGAUGUUGUGUCCCUGGACCUGCACGAGGAUUCUGCUCGACAAAGUGUCAUCGAGCUGCUGAUUUCUGCCUUUCAUGAAGACCCAGGUUUCAAAUGGGUGGUGGGCUCCGAGCAGGGAUCUGAUGGCCAGUACCUACGCUACGUCACCUGGGUUCUUCGCCUGGCGGCGCAUGUAGUGCCCGCUGUGGGCGGGAUGGCCUUGGGCGCGCUGUCCGAGGAGGCUUUGCUCGGAGUGGCUCUGCUGCUUCCACCCGGCGUCCAGCUCGAGGACGCAGGCCUGGGGAAGCUCAUAGGCCCAGAAGGUCCUGUGGGCAAUCCUCCCUUCAAGCCCAGCAAGGAGACCCAAAGCAAGGAACUGCUUGCUUGGGCACGGGCGGCCCGGCGCCGCGACCGAGCUUUCGGUCGCGCGGUGGGUGAGAUGCACCGCGCGGUCGCGUCCAUGCCGCGGCGUGGCUUCAG